Aspergillus sclerotioniger CBS 115572 is the source of this 1140-nucleotide messenger RNA. Its product is annotated as kinase-like protein. Bases 1 to 1140 code for a protein of 379 amino acids. Gene Ontology annotation, biological process: spliceosomal complex assembly; protein phosphorylation; regulation of mRNA processing. Gene Ontology annotation, molecular function: protein kinase activity; ATP binding. Lineage: Eukaryota; Fungi; Ascomycota; Eurotiomycetes; Eurotiales; Aspergillaceae. The transcript has 7 exons. The record is from RefSeq and is a predicted model, not a curated record.
AUGCUAUCGUCAUUUCUACGCUCUUUACCCCGGCGAAUUGGACCGACAUGGAAACCCCUCAACUUCUCCAAUCCGAACUACGUCCGGAUACCAGUAACCCAGAAAAUUGAAGAAGAAACCAUGCCGGAUUAUGUUGCUUCUCGGUAUUAUCCUGCUCGAAUAGGAGAUAUACUCAAGAAUCAGUAUCAAAUUGUAGGAAAGUUGGGAUUUGGAGCUAGCUCAACGGUUUGGCUUGCGCGGGAUAUGGAUUACCGUCGUUAUUUGGAUGACGAACUGCAGAUGUACCAACGCAUCGAGAAAGGUUCAACAAAUCAUCCAGGUCGCAGUGCUGUUAGAUCAUUACUUGAUUCGUUUAAUAUAGAUGGGCUUGAGGACAAACAUCGGUGUCUUGUACAUCCCCCAUUAUGCGAAAGUGUACUGACCUUUCUACACCGUAACCCAGUGCAGAGACUACCCCCACCAGUCCUAGCAUUUACACUCAAACGUCUGUUCCUAGCGCUAGACUACCUGCAUAGAGAAUGUCAUAGUAUACAUGCUGAUAUCAAGGCCGACAAUAUCAUGUUCGGUGUCGCCGAUGAUUCAGUCUUCGAUGAUUUUAUAGAGAACGAGCUUCACACCCCCUGUCCUAGAGAAGAGGUAGAUGGAAGAACCAUCUAUAUCUCUCAGGAGCUCGGAACCCCCAAGGAAUGGGGUGCUCCAGUUCUAUGCGACUUCGGCUCGGCUAUGCCAGGUGGUAUAGAGCACUUGGAAGAUAUUCAACCUAAUAUCUACCGAGCACCGGAGGUGAUUCUAGAAGCUCCAUGGACCUACAGCGUUGAUAUCUGGAAUGUGGGAUGUAUGAUUUCGAACGUUCUUGAGGGAGGGUCCUUAUUCACCGGCCAUGACCCAGAAUCUCAGGCUUAUCGAAGUCGGGCCCACCUUGCUGAGAUGAUAAGGCUACUUGGGCCCCCUCCACCCGAUCUUCUUGCCCAAGGGAACUUGAGCCAUAAGCUUUUCUCUGAUGGGGGUGACUUUUAUGCAAAGGCUCUGCUAGUUUUUUUGCGCCUAGUGCACAAAAUGCUGCAGUGGGAGCCGGCCAAGCGUAGUUCUGCUAAAGAAUUGCAACAGGACGAGUGGAUUCGUAAGACUUUAAGAGAGUAG